UGUCUCUUGAUUUUUGUUGCUGCUGAGAAGAUGUCUGAGCUGGUUUGCGAGCUGCUGGGGGAGCGGCUGACGGACCGCGAUCAGGCCGAGGUGGAGAGCUCUCCGCUGGGCUCCGACGGCCGGCUUCUCGCCCUCUACUUCGGCUGCAGCUGGAGCGCCUCGUGUAAGCAGUUCAACGCGGCGCUCGGCGACUUCUACAGCCGCUUCAAGCAAGGGGAGCACGGCGACAAGCUGGAGGUGGUGUUCAUCAGCUCCGAGGAGGAACACAAACCCUGGCAGGAGUUCGUCGGCCAGAUGCCCUGGCUAGUGCUCCCUUUCCAAGACAAGGAGAGGAAGGUCAAGCUGUGGAGUAAAUAUAAAGUGACCAAUAUUCCAUCACUAAUAUUCAUCGAAGGCAGCACAGGAAGGAUCGUCAGCAGGAAUGGACAUCUGAUCAUUCGGGAUGACCCUCUAGGGUCCGAGUUUCCCUGGGGUCCCAAGUCCUUUGGCGAGGUGAUGGCUGGAUCACUGAUCAAGAAUAAUGGGCAGAUAGUGGACAGCAGUGCUCUGGAUGGCAGUUAUGUUGGUGUCUACUUCUCUGCACACUGGUGCCCUCCUUGCAGAAGCCUCACCCGUGUCCUCGUGGAGACGUAUCGAAAAAUCAAAGAGAUGGGACAGAAGUUUGAGAUUGUUUUCGUCAGUGCUGACAGGUCAGAAGACUCCUAUAAACAGUAUUUCAGCGAGAUGCCUUGGAUAGCGGUACCAUAUACUGAUGAAGCCAGGAGGUCACGGCUCAAUUGGCAUUAUGGCAUACAAGGCAUUCCAACGCUUAUUAUCCUGGACCAGGAGGGAAAGAUAAUUACACGCCAGGGGAGGCCAGCAGUGCUCAAUGACAUGGAUUGCAAAGAAUUCCCGUGGCAUCCCAAACCAGUAUUAGAGCUUACAGAAUCCAACGCCUUCCAGCUGAACGAGGGGCCCAGCCUUGUUCUGUUUGUGGAUUCUGAAGAAGAGGAAUUAGAACCAGCAAAGCAACUGAUUCAGCCAAUUGCAGAAAAGAUUCUCUCAGAGCACAAAGCAAAAGACGAAGAUCCACCAUUGCUGUUCUUUGUUGCAGGAGAGGAUGACAUGACAGAAUCGCUACGGGAUUUCACAAACCUCCCAGAGUCUGCUCCACUACUUACCAUUCUGGACAUGUCACAGAGAGCAAAGUACGUGAAGGAUGUUGAGGAAAUCACACCAGCGGUUGUGGAAGAGUUUGUGAAGGCGUUCUUGAAAGAAAAGCUAAAACCAGAGCCCAUCUGAAGAUGCAAAAAGAAAAGAAUAUUUAAUUCUCUUUGCUGAUUUCCAUUCAAACUUCUAUUUAAACAAAAAAAAAAGGUUUUUAAAAAAAAGUCUUUCUAACUAUUGAAUUUCUAUUCGUUCUAACAUUACAGUCAUAAGCACAUGUUUGGAGGAGACUGCUGGUGUCUCUUGCCUCUGCUUUAGCUGGCCAUGUACGAUGACCCUGUUGCGAUGAAUCCAAUUGGUAGCUUGACUUUUGUUCCGCUAAAAGUUCCAGCAGACCGUUGAUGUCUCUGACAAGCCAACUAAAUUCUGCUUGGGCCUAGUCCCUUCCAGCUGAGAGUCUUUCGUUUCUGAAGCCAACAAACUGAUACUGGGCUGCUUUUGAUGAUGCUGAUAAUUCCAAGGGCGGCUGUUAGAACCCUCACAACGCACUAUGUUCAUGUACUUCUAAAGAGUUUCCCAUUGACUUUAUACCACACCCUUUUUAUAUCCUUUUUAUGUAAUCUGGUCCUGUUACAAUGUUUUAAAUUAUUGCAAGUCUAAUAAACAUGGCAGCAGUUCGCAUUGAAAA
Carcharodon carcharias (great white shark) is the source of this 1834-nucleotide messenger RNA. It is a transcript of the gene nxn, whose product is annotated as nucleoredoxin. Gene Ontology annotation, molecular function: thioredoxin-disulfide reductase (NADPH) activity. Bases 31 to 1281 code for a protein of 416 amino acids. The record is from RefSeq and is a predicted model, not a curated record. The transcript is spliced from 8 exons. NCBI's taxonomy places the organism in Eukaryota, Metazoa, Chordata, Chondrichthyes, Lamniformes, Lamnidae.